AUGUUAUUGCUAGUUCCAGUUCAGCGUGUCACAAAGUAUCCCCUACUCCUGGCGAGGCUGUACAAGACCACGCCUCCAACACAUCCUUCAAGAGAAGACUGCCGUCGGGCCAAGGAGAAAAUCGAACUUCAUUUGCAACACAUGAACGAUGAAACGAAGGACGUCAGUCCAACCAAGCUUUGGCGACGGAUCUCCAUGAGCGUCGGGAGUGGAACCCCCCUGAAGCGUUCUCCUCAACCUCACGACUAUUCUACAAACCUCAAACUCCGAAAGUUGGCCCUGGAGGUGCUGGACUGGAAUCCGGAGGAGGCCAGUGUCGUCAGGGAAGGACGGCUGUUCUGCCUUACGCCGGACUCUAACAACUGGACAAGGCGCGGACGCUCCCUCAAAAUGGCAUCAGUACAUGUGCUGCUCGUCACCCAUGGCUCGCCGAGGGCCGUGUUCGAGGAUAAGUUCGGGGACGGGCUUUUGGACUCCGCGAGAUUUAGGAAUCAGAGCGCUGCUCUUCUUGCCUCAAGACCUAAAGUGUCUAGCAGCGAGACAAGGAGUGGCUUGAUUAUCUACAAAUGA
Molecule: messenger RNA, 570 nt
Organism: Penaeus monodon (black tiger shrimp)
Lineage: Eukaryota; Metazoa; Arthropoda; Malacostraca; Decapoda; Penaeidae
Exons: 6
Coding region: 1-570 (189 amino acids)
Biological process (GO): positive regulation of Rho protein signal transduction
Molecular function (GO): guanyl-nucleotide exchange factor activity
Source: RefSeq, a predicted model, not a curated record